Molecule: messenger RNA, 1792 nt
Organism: Cololabis saira (Pacific saury)
Lineage: Eukaryota; Metazoa; Chordata; Actinopteri; Beloniformes; Belonidae
Gene: dync2i2
Product: dynein 2 intermediate chain 2
Exons: 9
Coding region: 58-1557 (499 amino acids)
Biological process (GO): intraciliary transport
Cellular component (GO): cytoplasmic dynein complex; ciliary plasm
Molecular function (GO): dynein heavy chain binding; dynein light chain binding
Source: RefSeq, a predicted model, not a curated record
UCGCUGCUGAUGUGACGAGCUUUGUGCUUGUUUUUUAAAGGCAGAUCGAUCUCCAGCAUGUUGAGCGAUGAAACUCUGGACUCGCUGUGUGUCCAAUCACUUUGGAGGAAAUCUCAGCAAUCCGCGCAGGAAUCGAGGAGCUGCCAGACCAGAGCCGUGGCCGUGGCCGAGGCCGAGGUCCAGACCGUGAGCACGGCCACCAGCUCCACCCAGACGGAGCUGCAGGGCCGGCCCACGGAGCAGCUCCAGGGGCCGCAGCCGCCACCGCCGGGCCUGCUGGACUUCCUCGGCCGGGUCCAGGACACGAUCCUCGGGGAGCUGGCCAGGAACGCCAGGAGCCACGCCUUCGAUGGGCUCCUGGCCCCCCGGGGAGAUCCGGGUCCAAAGGUUUCACGUGUUCACUGCCUUCAGCAUCCCAGCGCUCAGGAACGACAUCUCCAUGUGACCAGCCUAGACUGGAACUGCACCGGGGCCGUCGUCGUCUGUGCUUAUGGAAGAACCGAUGAAGGCGACUGGAGCAACGAGAGGUCUUGCGUCUGCAUGUGGAACCUGGAUCGGAGAAGUCUGCAGCCCAAACAAGCCGACCUGGUGAUCGACGUCCCCGCCGCCGUGUCGUCUCUGUGCUGCCACCCCGAGCUUCCCGCCCUCACGGCAGGCGGGCUGUACAACGGAGAGGUGCUGGUCUGGGACACAAGGCGGAACCAGGACCCGGUUCUGGCCCAGACCGGGAUGUCUGCAGACGGCCACAGGGAGCCCGUGUACCACGUGUCCUGGCUGCCCCUGCAGAAGGACGGGGAGUUCGGGGUGCUGAGUGCCGGCUCCGGAGGACGGGUGCUGCUGUGGACCCUGGACUCAGACCGGGGCCAGUUGGUGCUGGACGCUGCCUUUGCUCUGGUGCAGCAGCAGAUCCCGCAGAGCCUCAGGACCCGGGGCGGCGGCAGCAGCGUAGGCGUCACCUCCCUGGCUGUGUCUCCGUGGGACCCGGACACCUUCCUGCUGGGCUCUGAGGGCGGCCUGCUGCUGCGAUGCUCCUUCUCCUCCCAGACGCCGGCCGCGGUGCCCUCCGAGGGCCUCAGCGUGGCCCCGCGGGCCCCCGCCGUCUUCUCCUUCAAGCCCCGCAGCGGGCCCGUCUACUCCGUCCACUGCUCCCCUUUCCACAGGAACCUGGUUGUGAGCGCGGGGACCGACGGUCUGGCCCACGUCCACUCGCUGCUGCAGGCAGAGCCGCUGCUCAGCCUGCGGGUUUCAGACUCCUACGUGUUCCAGGUGCAGUGGUCCCCGACCAGGCCGCUGGUCUUCGCUGCAGCCACUGGACAAGGUGAGGUGCAGAUCUUCGACCUGGGCAGCAGGUCCCUGAAGCCGGCGGCCUCCAUCCAGGAGGAGGGAGCUGCAGGUCUGGCCUCCUGCUUGGCCUUCAACCGGCACCGGCCUCACCUGCUGGCCGUCGGGAAGACGGACGGGACGGUCGGCGUUUGGCAGCUGAGCUCCGACUUGACGGAGCAGAAGCCCAAAGAAACCCGCCAGCUGGACCAGAUCGCCAACGAGGCCACGGACUGAACUGAAACCCCAACAGACUUUGUUUUGUGUGUCAUGAAUAAAAACAAGAUGACAAGUUUCCAGUUGUAACCAGGGGCGGAUCUAUGGGUGGGCCUGGAUGGGCACAGGCCCACCCAGAUUGACAGCUUCCCCACCCAGUAAGAUUCAUGGAAAAAAUAUAUAUAUAUUUUUUUUUUCAUAAUAAUUCAUGAUCAGUUACCAUUGUGUCUGCCUUAAAAGUGUAAUUGUUAUUCUA